Molecule: messenger RNA, 624 nt
Organism: Metarhizium brunneum ARSEF 3297
Lineage: Eukaryota; Fungi; Ascomycota; Sordariomycetes; Hypocreales; Clavicipitaceae
Gene: LOT6
Product: NAD(P)H-dependent FMN reductase LOT6
Cellular component (GO): cytosol
Molecular function (GO): FMN binding; oxidoreductase activity
Source: RefSeq, a predicted model, not a curated record
AUGGCCACAACCACCGGCAGAGUCUACCGCAUUGCAAUUGUCACCUGUAGUGUGCGAGCACCGCGUCUCAACCCUUUCAUUUCGCAAUACGUUCGCGACACGAUCUCGCCAUCUCCAACUGGCAUCGCUCUAAAUACAAUAGAUCUCCAGGACCAGGCAUUGCCCCUAUGUGACGAGCCCGAGAUCCCGUCUCACCUACCCCCGGAUGACCCGACACCGUAUUACAGGAACGAGCACACCAGGCGGUGGUCAGAGACUGUCCGCGGCUACGAUGCAUUCAUCUUCGUCACUCCUCAAUACAACUGGAGUAUAACUGCGAGCUUAAAGAAUGCUCUCGAUUAUCUAUUUUAUGAGUGGAAGGGAAAGCCAACGGCUGUGGUGACGUACGGUGGAAAAGGGGGCGGCAAGGCAGCCGACCAUCUGCGACAAAUCCUUACCGGUUUGCAGAUGCGCGUUGCGAAAUCCACGGCGCAAUUGACUGUGACUUCGAAAACUUUGGAGGACUGUCUAAGGCUCGAUGAGAUCAAUGGGGCAGACACAGAACGGUGGCGCAAGGAUGGGAUGGAAGCUGAAUUGCAGAGUGCGUUCAAAGAGCUGGUAGAUAUGCUACAGGGCGGACAGUGA